Molecule: messenger RNA, 2584 nt
Organism: Populus trichocarpa (black cottonwood)
Lineage: Eukaryota; Viridiplantae; Streptophyta; Magnoliopsida; Malpighiales; Salicaceae
Product: glutathione hydrolase 1
Exons: 7
Coding region: 638-2386 (582 amino acids)
Biological process (GO): glutathione catabolic process
Cellular component (GO): plasma membrane
Molecular function (GO): glutathione gamma-glutamate hydrolase
Source: RefSeq, a predicted model, not a curated record
CUGUUUUAAUUUGUUUUCUCCACAUUCGAGUUUUCUGUGUAGAAGUAAUCUGGGAAAUGUUUGAAGAUAAUAACAACUUCGGCUAAGCUGCCAUUUUUUUUUUUUGCAUUGACAUGGCAUUCUAUGCCAGAGUUUUUGAGUGUUGAAUGUAGUUAUCCAAUUUCUUCCUUUAAAAGGAACCUGGGAAAUGUUUGCAGAUAACAACAACCCAGGCUAAGUUAAGCAUGCCAUUUAAUUGUUUGUGCGUUGGCUUGGCAUCAUAUGCCAGAUAGAUGGAUAAUAAAGAUCAUAAAUGUGUGCUCUAUGGAGUAAUGUUUUCAUUAAAUUUUCUUUCUGAGAUAACUAUGGCAGAUAGAUUUUGAUUGGAUUUGCAUAUGAUGGUAUUUGGAGAAUGAAGAUUGACAGAAUCUGACAGGUUUCUGUAGCAAAUAAAUUUGUUACUGUGAAAUUUAUUUGCUUCCUAGUUUAGCAUGCCAAGGUUAACCUGUCCUUUUCCCUUAAUGGAAGUUAUAAUAUAGAUUAGUUCAUGAAUAAAUUGAGAAUAUAGAGUCCUAAUUUUCCCAUGAUAGUCUCUGCUUCCAAGUGAAUUGGGUGAGAGUGGAAAUACAUCUCCUUUCGCUUGUGCUUUCUGUACUCAAUGGCAUCUGCAUCUUUUCUCUUAUUAUGGACGACUCUUGCAUUUCUCUUCAGUUCACCACUGCUGCCUACUUUGGGUCUUGGCAAUCUGGGUGGCCCAACCCAUCAAAGACAUGAUGUUGUGGCAAGCCAUGGUGUUGUUGCUACUGAUGAUGGCAGAUGUUCCAGAAUUGGGAUGGAUGCUCUUCGUGAAGGUGGUCAUGCAGUUGAUGCUGCUGUCGCCGCAUCUCUUUGCUUGGGAGUCGUGGGACUAGCGUCAAGUGGUAUGGGGGGAGGAUCCUUUAUGUUGAUCUUGCUAGCUAGCGGAGAGGCACAAGCCUUUGAUAUGAGAGAAACUGCCCCUAUGAAAGCUUCCGAGGAUAUGUAUGCUGGCAAUGCUACUAAAAAAGCUAGAGGUGCGCUCUCAAUAGCAGUUCCAGGGGAACUUGCUGGUCUUCACAGAGCUUGGAGAAAGUAUGGAAGGCUUCCAUGGAAAAGGCUUGUAAGGCCAGCUGAGCAGCUUGCUUGCAAAGGAUUCAAAAUUUCACCGUACCUUCAUAUGCAGAUGGUCAAAACAGAAUCAGGGAUUCUGGCUGACAAGGGGCUUCGAGACUUGCUUACAUCCAAUGGCAAACUUUUGCAACCAGGAAAUAUCUGCCACAACAAGAAACUAGCACACACACUCAGAAAGAUAUCAAAGCAUGGCAUAGAGGCCUUCUAUAACGGAUCAAUAGGAUCCAAAUUGGUUAAGGAUAUCCAGAAGGCUGGAGGGAUCUUGACAAGAGAGGAUUUGCGGAGAUAUCAAGUUAAAAUGCGAGAUCCAAUCGUUGCUGAUAUUCUAGGCUUCAAAAUACUUGGAAUGCCCCCUCCUUCUUCUGGGGGUGCUUCAAUGAUGCUCAUUUUGAACAUUCUUGCCCAAUACGGAGCCCCUUCUGGCAUUUCGGGCCCUCUUGGGAUCCAUCGAGAAAUUGAAGCUCUAAAACAUGCAUUCGCUGUUAGAAUGAAUCUUGGUGACCCUGAUUUUAUCAAUGUCACUGAAGUCGUAUCCGACAUGCUGUCUCCCAAAUUUGCUGAAAUGUUAAAGAAAACCAUAUAUGACAAUAUGACUUUUGAUCCUCGUCAUUAUGGUGGCAGGUGGAACCAGAUCCAUGAUCACGGCACCAGUCAUAUUUCAGUUGUAGAUAUUGAACGAAAUGCUGUCUCCAUGACCAAUACUGUGAACGCAUAUUUUGGUUCGAAUAUACUGUCUCCGAGUACGGGAAUACUCCUAAACAAUGAAAUGGAUGAGUUCUCCAUCCCCAUGAACAAUGGAGACGUUCCACCUCCAGCACCUCCCAAUUCCAUCCGCCCAGGGAAGAGGCCAUUAUCAUCCAUGACGCCUACUAUCAUUUUGAAGGAUGAGAAACUGAAAGCCGUGGUAGGUGCAAGUGGAGGAGCCAUGAUCAUUGCUGGGACUACAGAGGUUAUCUUAAAUCAUUUGAGGGGCAUGGAUCCACUCCAUUCUGUGCUUGCUCCAAGAGUUUAUCAUCAGCUGAUACCUAACGUGGUGCAGUAUGAGAAUUGGACGACACCAUAUGGUGAACACUAUGAAGUUCCUGCUAAUGUCAGAACAUUCCUUCGUAAACGGGGCCAUGUCCUACAGAGCCUUGCUGGUGGGAGUAUUUGUCAAUUCAUUUUUGUUGAUGCAGAAACUAGCAGGAAAAAUAAAGGUAGGGGUGAGCUAGUGGGUGUCAGCGACCCUAGAAAAGGAGGUUUUCCUGCUGGCUAUUAAUAUGGUUAGGUCUGUUUACUUCCCUAAUAGAAUGAUUCAAGCGCUAAUAGGCAAAGGUUGAAAUAAAAUAAUUGUGUUGAAUAACUUCGGACUGAUUUCUUUGGUGGAUAGCAGCAUGUGCCCUGGAUUUUUCAAUUUUGUAGUUCAGAACGAACCAAAAUUUGCUUAAAGAAUAAAAAUUGGAACUUUUAUCUGCGA